AUGCCCAUCCCCGAGUCCGAAUAUCUCAGCCCCGUCUGGAAGGACGGACUGUUCAGUGCGUUCCAGAUGAACCCCCGCUUCAUCCCUAUUUCUACGGCUGAUACUAACCGUCAUUCGGCAGACAACCGCGUCGUCUUCGUCACCGGUGGCGCCGGCACGAUAUGCAGUGCCCAGACGAGAGCUCUCGUGCGCCUAGGCGCUGAUGCCUGCAUCAUCGGCAGGAACGUCGAAAAGACGGAAAAGGCCGCCGCAGACAUUGCCACGGCACGGAAGGGCGCUAGGGUUAUCGGUAUUGGCGGUUGCGACGUGCGAAGCUACGAGAGUCUUGCUGGUGCGGUAGACCGCUGCGUCAAGGAGCUAGGAGGCAUCGACUUUGUGAUUGCCGGAGCGGCCGGAAACUUUGUGGUACCCCUCGCGGGAAUGAGCCCCAAUGCCUUCAAGGCCGUCAUCGACAUCGACGUAGUCGGCACCUUCAACACCGUCAAGGCCACCAUCCCCCACCUCGUCGAGUCCGCUAAGCGCAACCCCCACCCCAGCAAGGACGCCACCACCGGCGGCCGCAUCCUCGCCGUCUCCGCCACCUUCCACUACACCGGCAUGCCGCUGCAGGCCCACGUCGCCGCCGCCAAGGCCGGCGUCGACUCCCUCAUGACCUCGGUCGCCCUCGAGUACGGGCCCUUUGGCCUCACCAGCAACGUCAUCGCGCCCGGCCCCAUCGCCAACACCGAGGGCAUGGCCCGCCUCAGCGGCGACUCCGAGGCCGCCAUCGGCCGCCGCGUUCCUGCUGGCCGGCUCGGCACCGUUAGGGAUAUCGCCGACUCGACCGUCUACCUGUUUAGCGACGCUGGCUCCUACGUCAAUGGCCAUGUGCUCGUCGCCGAUGGCGCGUCGUGGAGGAUGGGCGGCUCCGUCGGCGUUGGCAUCGAGAGCGGCAUGCAGUACCCCGACUUCCUCUUCUCCGGCCAGAUCGCCAAGGGUCUCGCCGGCAAAAGAAGGACUCUGGCUCUAAGCUCAACCUCUGCCGAGAAUGUCUCUCAUAUCGAGUCUUGCGGAGGGCUGCAUGUCACCUAG
Parascedosporium putredinis is the source of this 1071-nucleotide messenger RNA. The record is from the annotation of a GenBank genome assembly. NCBI's taxonomy places the organism in Eukaryota, Fungi, Ascomycota, Sordariomycetes, Microascales, Microascaceae.